AUGUUGAAAUUCCUAAUUUUCUUCUCAAUUUUCCUUCAACUUCAAGCUAAUCAGCAAAUUGUGGACAAUUGUUCAGAUUGUGAUGAAUUGUCAAAAUUGGACUUUCCUUCGUUCAAAAAAUCUGUUCAUAGAUAUUUUAAUGUAACUCUCAGAAAUUUUUUUUCUGGAAAAUAAUGUUAUUUUCAGUUUUGCCACGCAGACCAUAAAGGACGGGGUCGUGGAUCUGUUUGUGAUCCGAAAAUUGAAAAGUUUUACGUUUUUUUGAAAAGUGCUGAAAAUCCAGCGGAAAAAUGUCUGAAAAUGGGUUAUUGUAAAUAA
This is a messenger RNA of Caenorhabditis angaria, 318 nucleotides long. The record is from the annotation of a GenBank genome assembly. Lineage: Eukaryota; Metazoa; Nematoda; Chromadorea; Rhabditida; Rhabditidae.